Messenger RNA from Penicillium antarcticum, 1638 nucleotides. RefSeq names its product glycoside hydrolase family 72 protein. Gene Ontology annotation, molecular function: 1,3-beta-glucanosyltransferase activity. The transcript has 4 exons. Gene Ontology annotation, biological process: fungal-type cell wall (1->3)-beta-D-glucan biosynthetic process. Gene Ontology annotation, cellular component: cytoplasm; fungal-type cell wall. Lineage: Eukaryota; Fungi; Ascomycota; Eurotiomycetes; Eurotiales; Aspergillaceae. Bases 1 to 1638 code for a protein of 545 amino acids. The record is from RefSeq and is a predicted model, not a curated record.
AUGACUGCCAAACUCCCAUUCCAAAUGAUUACGAGCUUCCUUCUCGUCGCACUCUUCCUGCGACUGGUGGAUGCAGCCUCCGGCAGGCCCAGGGUUCCACAGAUUGAGAUCAAAGGCUCGAAGUUCUUCUAUUCCAACAACGGAAGUCAAUUUUACAUCCGCGGAAUAGCCUACCAGGAGGAUUAUGAUGCUCGCGGAGCGAACACAAUCGGAUCGUCCGAUUCCACCAAGUAUCUCGACCCUCUCGCCCAGCCCUCCAAGUGUGCCCGUGAUAUUCCGUAUCUUCUCCAACUGCGGACCAAUGUUAUCCGUACGUACGCCAUCGAUCCGACAAAGAAUCACGAUGAAUGCAUGAAGAUGUUGGCGGACGCCGGAAUUUAUGUCAUCACUGAUCUGGCAUCUCCAGAUAUUUCCAUUACUGCCGACUCUCCUUCAUGGACAGUGGAACAAUACGACCGGUACAGCUCGGUCAUUGACGCGUUCCACAAAUACGACAAUGUUAUCGGCUUCUUUGCUGGGAACGAGGUCGUCAAUCAUGCCAAUCAGUCCGCAGGUGCUGCCUUUGUCAAAGCUGCGGCGAGAGACAUGAAGGCAUACAUCAAGUCUAAGGGCUAUAGGACAUCCCUGGCAAUUGGAUACGCGACCACCGACCACGGCCACUUCCGUCUGAAGCUUUCUAGCUAUCUCGACUGCGGCGACCAAUCAAGCUCCAUUGAUUUCUUUGGUUACAACAUCUACGAGUUCUGCGGAGACAGCAGUUUCAAGACAUCUGGUUAUGAGGACCGGACAGAAGAAUACAAAAACUACUCAAUUCCCGUCUUUUUCUCUGAAUAUGGUUGCAACACUGUCAAACCACGAAAGUUCAAGGAUGUGUCGAUACUGUUCGGCUCCGAUAUGGACAGUAUCUGGAGCGGUGGCAUACUUUACAUGUACUUCGAGACACCUAACAAUUACGGACUUGUGUCCGCCUCAGAUGCUUCCGUCAGUACGCAGAAAGACUUUGACUAUUAUUUGAAGGCAAUUGGAAGCGUUGAUCCGACUGGUAUUAACAGCGGCAGCUAUUCUCCCACCAACUCUCCUCAGGCCUGUCCCACUAUCGAUGAUACCUGGCGGGCAAAGGAAAGCCCUCUCCCUCCUUAUCCCAACAAGGAGCUACGCUCUUGCAUGGUAGACACUCUUGCAUGUGUUGUCAAAGACGACGUGGCCUCGCAUGGCUUUGGGGGACUAUUUGAUCAGGUCUGCGGUACUUCGAAAAGCGCUUGCGUCGGCAUCUCUGACAACGCCACGGCUGGGGGAUACGGAGCAUACAGUGUGUGUUCUAGCCGAGAUCAACUGUCGUUUGUCUUUGAUCACUAUUUCCAUGCUCAGAAAGGCCUGCCUAUCGCUUGCGACUUCAAUGGUGCUGCAACUACCCAAGACGCAAAGGCGGCGACGGGCAAUUGCAAGAAGUUGAUUGAACAGGCCGGUGUAGCAGGUACAGGAACACUUACCAACCAUCCCACUGCUGCUGCGACCUCUAAAUCCAAGGGAACUGCUAUCAGAUUAUUCACACCAAAUGCAGUUCAGGGAAGCCUCUUUCUGGCAGUCACACUUUGUGCUGCGGCUAUGAUUGUAGGAGUCUUGAUGGUGUAUCUCUAA